AUGGACAAUCGCAAAUCCGUUCUCAUAACAGGAUGCUCGCCAGGCGGUAUAGGCCACUCCUUGGCUCUCGAGUUCCAGCGGCACGGUCUUCGCGUCUUUGCGACGGCUAGAACUAGAAAUACUCUCACCGACCUCAAGGCGCGAGGAGUCGAGACGUUGGAUUUGGAGGUCGACAAGGAACAAAGCGUGCUAAGCUGCCGAGACGAAAUAGCAUCUCUUCUGGAAGGGAAGGGGCUGGAUUAUCUGGUUAAUAAUGCGUCAGUACAGAGCCUCUUCGCUGUCACCAAAUGCUACUACACCGUACCCGCGCUCGACGUGGAUCUCAAUGAAGCGAGACAGGUUUUCGAAACCAAUUUCUUCGGUGUGAUAAUGAUGUGCCAGGCCUUUGCGCCCCUUCUCAUCGAAGCCCAGGGCACAAUUGUUCAAAUCGGCUCGCUAGCAGGAAUAUUACCUUAUGUCUUCGGCUCCGUGUACAAUGCCUCCAAGGCCGCGCUGCACUCUUUCAGCGACACACUUCGAGCAGAACUUGCACCGUUUGGCGUCCAUGUAACGACUAUCAUCACCGGUGGCGUGCAAUCCCGGAUCGCCCGCGUAGAUCGCGCCCUUUCUCCAACCUCCCUAUAUCAACCUAUCCGCGACGACUACGCCCGUCGCGUUACCCACAGCCAACAUGGCGCCGUGCCCAAUGAGGUGUAUGCGAAAACGGUAGUCACACAGAUUCUCUACGGCUCAGCGCCGUGGAGGUGGAUAUGGCCUUGGAGCAGAGGCCCCGGGCGGAAAAAGUGGAUCUGGGCAGGGAAUAAAGCGAACCUGAUAUGGUUUCUGAGUGCGGGAUGGGCUUGGAUAGGUUUGUUCCAGUGGGCGUUAAGUCGGAUGUUUAAUCUGGGGAAGUUAAAGAGGGUCUUCUCAGAGGAGAGGAAAAAGGCGAAAAAACUAUGA
This is a messenger RNA of Uncinocarpus reesii 1704, 939 nucleotides long. RefSeq lists its product as uncharacterized. The coding region runs from base 1 to 939 and encodes 312 amino acids. Gene Ontology annotation, molecular function: acylglycerone-phosphate reductase (NADP+) activity; triacylglycerol lipase activity. The record is from RefSeq and is a predicted model, not a curated record. NCBI's taxonomy places the organism in Eukaryota, Fungi, Ascomycota, Eurotiomycetes, Onygenales, Onygenaceae. Gene Ontology annotation, biological process: triglyceride catabolic process; phosphatidic acid biosynthetic process. Gene Ontology annotation, cellular component: lipid droplet; endoplasmic reticulum. The transcript has 5 exons.